Messenger RNA from Fulvia fulva, 1938 nucleotides. RefSeq lists its product as uncharacterized. Lineage: Eukaryota; Fungi; Ascomycota; Dothideomycetes; Mycosphaerellales; Mycosphaerellaceae. Bases 1 to 1938 code for a protein of 645 amino acids. The record is from RefSeq and is a predicted model, not a curated record. The transcript has 6 exons. Gene Ontology annotation, molecular function: protein binding.
AUGCUGUCCCGUUUCGUGUUGCUGGUCUGUCUGGCCCUGCAGGCUUACGCAACGAGUCCUGUUGUGCAUAUAACAUACGACACGUUCAAGGACUUCAUCGCAGGGCAUGAUACUGUAUUGGUCAACUGGUUGAAUGCGUAUCCUACCCUAGGUCUGUUCCACAGGAAGACGAACGGCGACGACUUCGUCAAGUACAAUGGCGAUCGAUCUGCGGCAAACCUCGUGUCAUUUGCAUCUAAUGGCACUAUCAGCAUGCCUACUCCGCCAGAAGAAGCAACAUCAACGAACAAACACUACGCCCGACCGACAAAAACUCCAUCACCGAAUCCGUCUCCCGAUUCGACAGCGAAUAACGCCGUGCUGUUGCUCAACGAAGGCAGAGAAGCCCUUGUCAAGCUCGAGCUAGCCGGACUUCCUUGGUUGACGGCGAAGAAUAAUGGCAAUAGUCCAUCAAGCUGCGCGCUCCUCGACUUGGUCAUCACUGGCGAAGGGAAACACCUAUCUCUAGGCCGCCAAAAGCUCGCCCUGACAGUCCCGGAUCCUUCCAUCCCCGUGUCGCCGUAUGUUGGCCAGGUCGACUGCGACUAUGAUUUGAGCUUCAUUGACCAGAAAAGACCGCUCUGCGAACAGAUAUCCCGAUACAUCAACAACGAGACAGAGAUGGGCCUGGACUAUGCCAUUGACGCGAGGAAUCGAGACGAUCCGAACAUCCGGUACUACAACUAUCAUCCGCAGAUCUAUCUAGACAUCGUCGGCGCAAAGAACAUGCUAUUGGAUGCGCCGGCUCAGAAGACUCUGGAGAUCAAGCUGUAUGACAAAAGCAAGACGGGCUCGACCGAUCCUAGGCGCGAAUUCCGCAUCGAGAAGAUCCUGUUCCAUGACCGGCCGAAGGACUAUCGUGUACCAGGAUCAUUCGAGAAGCCGUGCAGUCUUUGGAGUUACAGAUGUGCUGACAUUGCGGAUCCACCUUGGUACAAAUAUGUCUGGAGGUCCAACUUCGAUGAGUAUGGUCGUAUUGGGUGUCUGAGGCGAGAGCUCGCCAUCAGGUGGAGAGCGCUGAUGUGCUACCGCGAUAUCGUCGUCGAAGGAUUUACCAGAGAUCGAGCCGCCACCACCAUGGACCCGGUAACAACGAGCGAGCAGCAGACACUACUUGCAGAAAACAUCCACUUCAUGUCGAUGUCGGCCACAGAAUGCUCGUAUGCAGGCACCACGGUGCUUGAUAUCCAAGAACUACUAGAGGAGGUCCUUCAGUACUUGCCACCAGGCGCCUUACUCCGACUGCAGCGUGUCUGCAAGAACUGGCAAUACACCAUCGGGAAAUAUGCGCACUUCAAAAGAUCGCUGUUCCUGGUCCCGAUUGAGGGCACUGAGGUUGUCCUGGGAAGAAGAAGGGGCAAGGACCUAGCACCACCUCGCAAGCUCCCGGUACCUUGCAAGACCUGCGGUAUGAGAGGCAUACCAAGGCCCAUGAAACACACCGAAUCUGUGCUUGUUCCGAUCCAGUUCAACCCACUCUUCUGCGAUCAAAGGCCGGAGGACAAAGCGGACAGUCUGGACGAGCGGGCUUCACGCCCCGCUUGCGCGGACCUCUAUCUACGAGAAUGGGAUCUCAGGGAGGAGAAGCCUCAGCCUUGGCAUAACAUGUUCCUCACACAGCCAGCAUGUCGCCGAGUUCGAGUACAGGUCUCCGGCGACCACGAAGGAAGCCUUGGUGGUUUCUCAGCAGCAAUUGAUGACUUCGUGGUCACGGAUCCAUCUGGCGUGCGCCUUGGGCAGGUCGUGGCGAACAUGAAGAAGCGUUUUCGACACUACCUCGAGUUUGGGGAGAUCUACAUCAACGAUGUAAAGAUCUUCGUGCCGAACGCAAUCGAGGUCAUGGCAGGCGACGAGAAAGAGGUCGAAUUUCGCACCGCGGCUCGUGAUCAGGAGUCGUAG